Messenger RNA from Gadus macrocephalus (Pacific cod), 2250 nucleotides. RefSeq names its product solute carrier family 22 member 6-like. Gene Ontology annotation, molecular function: transmembrane transporter activity. Gene Ontology annotation, biological process: transmembrane transport. The coding region runs from base 503 to 2185 and encodes 560 amino acids. NCBI's taxonomy places the organism in Eukaryota, Metazoa, Chordata, Actinopteri, Gadiformes, Gadidae. Gene Ontology annotation, cellular component: membrane. The transcript is spliced from 11 exons. The record is from RefSeq and is a predicted model, not a curated record.
AAACACAUUCAUGGCCGCACGCGCUGCCGAUGCCCCGAGCACACCGCUGAAGGACUUAACCCCGCGGGACGUCUGACGUUUCCGGCGAGCUCGCGCACUUUAGCACAGAAUUCAACUCCACAGGUUUGGAGACUCAGAGGAAAGCAAGUCCUUGAGGUCUGAACCAUUUUGAAGCGGAUUAGUCAUACUCAACAACAACUUUUUGUUAAAGGUUUCACUUAUUUGUUUUAAUUGUUACAUAUAGCUAAAUUAUUACCUCCUGUGAAUUAGUAUUUCAAUGUGAUGAAGUUCUAGGAUUUUUAUGAACUACGACCCAUCAUCCAGGUGUUCAAGCAUCUUCGCUUUCAUUAAUAAAACAAAGAAAGAACAAUUAAAAACAAAAUUAAAAAAGAAAUAAAAAAGCAGCAAAAGAGGCCUUUAACCAAAGGCACAAUCUCAGUCUGCAAGUCUUCCGACCCCUCUGAUCUGUUCGUGGUUCUAUCAAAGCCUUUCGAUUUCACCGAUGGGUUUCGCCGACCUCUUGGAGCAGGUGGGCAGCACGGGGCGCUUCCAGGUCGUGCACACCCUCCUGCUGUGCCUCCCCGUGCUCAUGAUGGCGAGUCACAACCUGCUACAAAACUUCGUGGCCGGGGUGCCCCCCCACUUCUGCAGCACGCACACGAACCUCUCCGCUUCCACGCGGAUGAGCGCGGCAGAGAAGCUGCACAUAACAGUGCCAAUUGAUGCAAACGGAUCUCCGGAGAAAUGCCGGCGUUACGAGUUGCCACAGUGGCAUCUGCUGGCCAACAACGGAAGCACAGAUCCCGAGGUGUGGGAAGACUCGGAACAGGCGGCCCUUCGGGGCUGCGACGACGGGUGGACUUACGACGAGAGGGAGAGAAGCUCCAGCAUUAUUUCAGAGUGGCAUCUGGUGUGCAGCCUGCGCUCCCUUAAGUCAAUGGGACAGACUGUGUACAUGGGGGGCGUGCUCGUGGGAGCGGGGGUCUUCGGAGCACUGGCCGACCACUUUGGGCGGCGGGUCCUACUGACCAUGUGCUACCUGCUGAUGGCCGUGAGCGGGACGUGUGCCGCCUUCUCCCCCUCCUUCUCCCUCUUCUGCCUCUUCCGCUUCAUGUGUGGCAUGGCUCUGUCGGGAGUCGGGCUCAACAGCUUCUCACUCAUCGUGGAAUGGAUUCCGACUCGCGUGCGGACGGUGGUUGGCACGGGGACAGGCUACUUCUACACCAUGGGCCAGCUGAUCCUGGCGUUGGUGGCCUACUUCAUCAGGGACUGGCGCUGGCUGACCUUUGCUGUGUCCUUGCCGUUCUAUGUGGCCUUCCUGUACUCCUGGUGGCUCCUUGAAUCUUCACGAUGGCUGGCGCUGAAACAUAAGCCGGAGCAGGCCGUCAAAAACCUAAGAGCAGUGGCGCGCUACAAUGGUCGCCGAGCCGAUGGAAAGAAGAUUGACGUGGAGGUGGUGCAGUCGUCCAUGAAGAAGGAGAUGUCCGGGUGCAAGAGCUCCUACACCAGCCUGGACCUGUUCCGCACCCCCGCCAUGAGGAAGAUGACAGUGUGCCUGAGCGCCGUCUGGUUCUCCACUAGCUUUGCCUACUACGGCCUCUCCAUGGACCUCCAGAAGUUUGGCGUGGACAUCUACCUGAUUCAGGUGAUAUUCGGUGCUGUGGACUUCCCCGCCAAGGUGAUCAUCAACAUCACCAUGAGCUACUGCGGUCGCCGGCUCUCACAGUGUGGGGGCAUUGUCCUGGCUGGCAUCACCAUUCUGUCCAACCUGUUUGUGCCUUACGAUAAACAGAUGCUGCGAACAUGUCUAGCCGUGAUUGGAAAGGGCUGUCUGGCCGCGUCCUUCAACUGCUGCUUCCUGUGGUCAGGGGAGCUGUACCCCACUAUCCUACGACAGUCAGGUCUGGGCUGGGUCAGCAUGAUGGCACGGCUGGGAGCCAUGGCGGCUCCGUUGGUGCUCCUGCUGGGGGAGUAUGUCACCUGGCUCCCAGGCUUCGUCUUCGGCCUAGUUCCUUUCCUGAGUGGCGUUGCAGCCUUGUUACUGCCCGAGACCCUGAACACCCCACUGCCAGACACCAUACAGGAUGUAGAGGAUAGGGGGACUGGAAGAGUCUCCAAGACUGAGAAAAAAGAAGCAAUAUUCUUACAAGACAACGCAGACCAUCUGCUGAAGCAAACAUCUUGAUCGUCAUGGUAUACGUUGCCCUCUGCUUUGUAGCCGUAGUCACUGGCGCCAUCUCUGGGUGGGGG